Molecule: messenger RNA, 558 nt
Organism: Strongyloides ratti
Lineage: Eukaryota; Metazoa; Nematoda; Chromadorea; Rhabditida; Strongyloididae
Product: Ras-like protein 1
Exons: 2
Coding region: 1-558 (185 amino acids)
Biological process (GO): Ras protein signal transduction
Cellular component (GO): plasma membrane
Molecular function (GO): GTP binding; GDP binding; GTPase activity
Source: RefSeq, a predicted model, not a curated record
AUGGUUAUUGAAGAAUAUAAACUUGUUGUAGUUGGAGAUGGUGGCGUUGGAAAAUCUGCAUUAACAUUAAGGCUAAUUCAAAAUCAUUUUGUUGAAGAAUAUGAUCCAACAAUUGAAGAUAGUUAUAGAAAGCAAGUUGUAAUUGAAGGAAAUACUUGUCUACUAGAUAUUCUUGAUACUGCAGGACAGGAAGAAUAUAGUGCUAUGAGAGAUCAGUAUAUGAGAGGUGGUGAUGGAUUUUUACUUGUUUUUGCUGUAAAUGAUACUAAUUCAUUUGAAAGUAUUGCUGCAUUUCGUGAUCAAAUAAUGAGAUGUAAAGAUAGUGAUGACGUGCCAAUGGUUAUGGUGUGUAAUAAAGUUGAUCUCCCAACAAAAACUGUUAGUGUAAGAGAAAUUCAAAGUGCUAGUCAGGCUUAUGGUAUUCCAUGUAUUCAGACAUCAGCUAAAGCUGGCUCCAAUGUUGAAAAAGCCUUUCAUACUCUUGUAUUGGAAGUCGCAAAAAGACGUAGGGCUGCUGGAAUGAAAAAAAAACCUAAAAAGCGUUGUUGUAUUCAAUAG